Messenger RNA from Amphibalanus amphitrite, 2797 nucleotides. Its product is annotated as protein amalgam-like. Gene Ontology annotation, cellular component: neuron projection. The record is from RefSeq and is a predicted model, not a curated record. Lineage: Eukaryota; Metazoa; Arthropoda; Thecostraca; Balanomorpha; Balanidae. Gene Ontology annotation, molecular function: protein binding. The transcript is spliced from 13 exons. The coding region runs from base 123 to 1583 and encodes 486 amino acids.
CGCCGCCCGCCGCCCGGUCAGGUGGCCCCGAGGUGGCCGGCGCAGGGCAGUCGGGGCGGCGCGGCGUGCUCGGACGGACCGUAGGUGACCGACAGUCGACAUCGGCCGCGCAGUGGGGAGACAUGUGGUGCGCUGCUGCUGCUCUGCUGACUCUGCUGGUCGUCUCCGUAGGAGGCGCGCCACAGCUCCAGGACGAUGAACCGUACCCAGAGGAACUGGCCAUCUAUGACGCCCAGAUGGUCUCUGAGUCCGAGUCGCUCGUCGUACGAGAGGGAGCCAACAUCAGCCUGCCGUGCCAAUGGGAGAGCGAGCGAGCCGGCGACAUCAUCGUACUGUGGAAGAAGAGGCCCAACAUCAUCCUGUUCACGGGCUCGAUGAAGAUCAGCGAGGACGAGCGCGUCCACCUGGGGCCCAAUAACGAGCUGCGCGUGACGGACGUGACGGCCGGGGACGGCGGCACCUACGUCUGUAUCGUGGCCGUCACACCCGACCCCAUCGAGCUCGAGCAUACUGUCUCAGUAAAGUGGCCUGCCAAGCUGCACCCCCUGGACACCGACCACUUCCAGGUGCGCGAGGGAGAGUCCUUCGAGCUGAUCUGCGGAGCGGACGGCAACCCGGAGCCCACCAUCACCUGGUCCAAACUGCCCACUCCUGACGCCGAGGGACCGUAUGUUGAGAACGGAGACCCAGUAGCGCCAACGAGCACGCCCGAGGGUGACGACAUGGCCUUCCUGCCGGAGAACCCUUCCAAGAGCGUGGCGCUCUCCCUGGACCCGGUGCAGCCGCGGCACACGGGAACCUACACCUGCACGGCGCAGAACGGCGUCGGCAAGCCGGACGUGCUCACCGCCAAACUGGAGGUUACUCACGCGCCAUACAUCGCCCAGGACACGGGAGUGGUCCGGACCGCUCACGGUAUGACUGCAGAGGUCGGCUGCAAGGUGUUCGCCAACCCCCGAGCCGAGGUGAUCUGGCAGCGGAACGGUCACGAUCUGCCCAUCAGUUCCCGGUACGAAACUGCCGUGUCCAGCCGCUAUUUCUCGCUGAGGAUCCGUGACGUGAAGGAUGAGGACUUUGGCAACUACACGUGCCGGGCCAAGAACCAGCUGGGACAGAACGAGAACCACAUCACGCUGACAGGUCUGCCGGGCCCGGUGGAGCUGCACCUGGGGAAGCCCAGCGAGGCAGAGAGUGGACGAGGUCAGAGCAGCACCACCGUCACCUGGGAGUUCAUCAGCUACUCGACGGUGGAGGAGACGUCCGUCACGCUGCAGCCGCUGCUGCCGGCCGGUUUCCCCGAGAUCCGGCGAGUACCCACCGUCACAUCCCGCUCCGUCUCCAAAAAGGGUCAGCAGCAGCUGUCGCCACUGAACGAGAACACCACCUACCUGGUGCGGGUGGCCGCGCGCAACCAGUACGGCUGGACACCGCCGGCCGAUGUCUACUUCAGCAUCACGGACGGAGAGCUGAAAAUCACUCAGGCGCCACCGAAGCUGGCCGAGUCGAAGACAGCCAGCGACGCGGCAGCGCGGCUAAAGCUCACGCCCAUCCUUCUCAUCGCCAUCCUGUCGAGUUUUUUCUAGUAAUCACCUAUGAGACUGCCAACACCCUGCUUUGAAUAGGUCGGAAAGAGAAUCCUGUGCCACGUCAGCGCGCACGUCCUCUUCAGCGAGGAGAUGGGAGGACGUGACGUGCCCUUCUGAGCACGGCCUGCCGCGUGACGUCUCUGAGACGUAACGUGACGUAGGCCGUCUCUGCAGAGGGCGGCGCUGGCGGGGCGCGGAGCCGCGGCGGAGCGGCCAGUGGAGCCGCUCCUCGGAGACCAGCCGUCCAGCCCGGCCCUCAGUCGGCACCGGCACAGAGCCAUCGGCACAGCGGCUACUGACAGAUAGCUGCUGCCCAGCUGCCAGACAACCAGCUGCUCAGCUACCAGACAACUGUUCAGCUGUCAGACAACUAACAGCCGCCGCCAGCGGCAACUGUAGCUUCCAAACAACCAGCUGUCACUGCUGUUGCCAGGCAACCAGCUAUUACAUCAAGCAGCUGUGUUACCCAAUGUCUGACGACGAACUGAAGUUGCUUUUCGUAGCCGGGUAGUGUUAUUUCGUUGCUAAGCAACCAGAACCGCUGUCGGACCGCCGGCUGAGGAGCCACCUGUUGCCGCGACGGUUCUCUUGCGACCACAUAGGUGACAGAGACAAUGUGAACUGGGACAGAGACGACGUGAACUGGGACAGAGACAAUGUGAACUGGGACAGAGACGAUGUGGACAGAGCGCGCGCGCACACACGAUACCGGUGCAACUGUGAUGGUUUCUAUAUUGUUGGAACGUGUGCCAAGGAUGAGUGCGGAUGUAAGUGUAUGUGAGUGCGGCAGUAGUGAGGCUGAGGAGAAAACAUUGAGUUGAGUUCUCGGUGUUUGAAGGCACUGUGCGGGUUGAAGAAACAACGAGGGCUAGGGGUGUGAACUUUUAUCUGCCCGUGCCCCCGUCAUGUUCUGUAUGGAUCGUUCGAUUCAUUGAUUUGAACUGGUCGAAACUGCCAUCGACGGGCGAGAGAUACUAAAUGCUAUUGUGAAUGUCAUCGCUUUACACUGUAGGCUGGGUGAAUCGGUGAGCACAUGGAAUGUCGUACAACGAAAGCUACCUAUGCUUCACAACCGAAGCGUGCUUGUGUGUCCUUGGCAUGCAUUUAUAUCGGUGCGUUUGUAUUAUAUCUUUGUCGGAGUGAAUGCACGCAUUGACGUAUCGAAUUCGUAUCAUCGAUAAAAAAUACAUUUCGUCCAUCGAUGUUUCGAA